Molecule: messenger RNA, 558 nt
Organism: Lodderomyces beijingensis
Lineage: Eukaryota; Fungi; Ascomycota; Pichiomycetes; Serinales; Debaryomycetaceae
Source: the annotation of a GenBank genome assembly
AUGAGUCAACACGUCUUGGAGACAUUAUCUGUCAAGGGCGACAUGCCUGGCCACACCAUGCCGGGCCAUGAUAUGCCCAUGCCCGAAGAUAGAUGUUCAAUGAAUGUAUGUAGCUAGCAGCACAGACAUCACCACCGCCGCCAGCGCGAAUCUUACUAACGGAACUAGAUGCUCUUUACAUGGAACUGGAAAAACACAUGCGUCGUGUUCAAAUGGUGGCACAUUAAAACUUUCUACGGGUUCUUAAUCUCGCUAGUGGUGGUGGUCUUGCUAGGCAUGGGCUACGAAUUCAUCAAAGCGCAAUUCAGCAAGUGGGAAAGAGCCACCGCCACCAUGACCACAUCUGGACUAAGCUCGACCCAGCAAAAGAGAUUCCAGCUACAACGAGCCUUGGUUUACGGAGUACAAGUCUUUUACUCGUUUUGGUUAAUGUUGGUAUUUAUGACUUAUAAUGGGUGGUUCAUGUUGGCGGUGGCUCUCGGUGCUGCCAUGGGCAACUAUUGGUUUGGUACUCUAGCUGGCAUGGAUACCACUUCGAGAACCAUGGCAUGUCACUGA